Asparagus officinalis (garden asparagus) is the source of this 2867-nucleotide messenger RNA. Its product is annotated as receptor-like serine/threonine-protein kinase SD1-8. Gene Ontology annotation, biological process: protein phosphorylation; recognition of pollen. The transcript has 7 exons. The coding region runs from base 265 to 2718 and encodes 817 amino acids. Gene Ontology annotation, molecular function: ATP binding; protein serine/threonine kinase activity. The record is from RefSeq and is a predicted model, not a curated record. NCBI's taxonomy places the organism in Eukaryota, Viridiplantae, Streptophyta, Magnoliopsida, Asparagales, Asparagaceae.
GUCCAUUUUUUCCUUCAUAUCCCAACCACCGAAUCUUCUACUUUGAAAAAACAAUCCCAAUACUUGAUGGAAUAAUCAUUAUCAUUUAUGACUCUUGUGGGUCGCUACCGACCCCAUGCGUUACAUGCUCUCUCAGUGAAUGGCCCAGUUUGUCCUCGUGCAACAGCACAUCCUAAAGUGCCAGCAACAUUAUAUGUUUUAAGACAAAAGUUUGUUACUAGCUAAGCUUGUUUGAAGGGAAACCAGAAGGGGGGAAAAAAAUAAAUGGAGCCAAUUGUGCUCCUCCUCUUCCUUCUCCUCCUCCUCUUAUCCUUCUCCACUGCCAGAGACACCAUAACCCCGAGCAAUCCCCUCGCCGACAACGAAACCCUAGUCUCGGCCACCGGAACCUUCGCUUUGGGCUUCUUCAAUCCGCCAAAUUCAGACAACCGAUAUAUCGGUCUAUGGUACAACCAGAUAUCCGACCACACCAUACUCUGGGUCGCCAACCGUGCAAGCCCCCUCGUCAACUCGACCGGAGUCUUGUCAGUAACCAAGGACGGCAGGCUCACAAUCACGAGUCAGAACUCGACAGUCGUCUGGACCAGUCCAAACUCGACGGUGGAGUUAACCAGUCCGAUAGCGCAGCUUCUUGAGAAUGGAAAUCUCGUUGUAAUGCAGGACGGAGACACCAGUGGCAAUUACGGAUGGCAAGGGUUCAACUACUUGACCGACACAUUGAUCCCCGGUAUGAAACUGGGCGUCGACCUGACCACUGGGAUCAAUCGCACACUUGUAGCAUGGGCUAGCGAAAAUGAUCCCUCGCCGGGACCUUACCAUGGUUUCAUGGACAUCAGAGGCGAUCCUGAUAUCUAUUUCUGUCGAGAUUCCACCCCAAUUUGGCGAAGCGGCGCUUGGGAUGGUACACACUUAAGUGGGAUACCGGAUAUGAGCACUUACAGAGGCUUUCAGUUCAAUUUCGUGAAUAACGCUUCAGAAGUUGUGUACUUUUACAGUGUUAUUAAUCGGUCAUAUAUAUCAAGGCUGCUAGUUAACUCAACAGGUUUUGCUCAGCGCGCGCUGUGGUUACCGGACGCUAAUCAAUGGAACUUUUUCUGGAAUGCGCCGAAGGAUUUGUGCGAUGAUAUAGGGCAAUGCGGUCCUUACGGGCUAUGUGAUGCGAAUGAUUCGCCAUUAUGCAGUUGUUUACAGGGUUUUGAUCCCAAGAAUCCUUCAAAUUGGAAUUUGAGGGACGGGCAUGAUGGGUGCAAGAGAAGGACGCCGUUGGAUUGCAAGAACGGGACGGACGGAUUUGUAACGGUGAGCAAUGUGAAGCUGCCACAAUCCGAUAACUGUACUGUGGACAUGAAUUUGAAUUUGGAUCAGUGUAGGCGCUUGUGUUUGGGGAAUUGCUCGUGUACGGCGUAUGCGAGCGCCAACGUGAGCGGGGGAGGGAGCGGGUGCAUUAUUUGGAUCGGUAAUCUGUUUGAUAUAAGGAACUUUGUUGGGUCAGGACAGGAUUUGUAUGUACGGCUGGCUGCUGCUGAUCUUGAUGUGUCAUCUGGCAAAACUCAGAGCACAAUAGUUGCGGUCGCGGUGAGCCUUGUUGCUGCAGCAUUGCUACUAACUUGUGUUGGUUGUUUCCUUUGGAGAAGGAAGAAAAAACGAAGAGUUCUAUUAGGUGCAAUGACUUCCUUCAAUGAAAAGUCAAAUCAUGAACCAGGAGAUCUGGAUCUUCCUAUAUUUGAUUUUGCUACCAUUGCUGCUUCUAUAGACUACUUCUCAGAUGAAAAUAAACUUGGAGAGGGUGGUUUUGGACCAGUGUACAAGGGAACACUUGAAGACAAUCAGGAGAUAGCUGUUAAAAGACUUGCCAAGACAUCAAUACAAGGCCUUGAAGAGUUCAAAAACGAGAUCGUUCUUAUUGCCAAACUUCAGCACAGAAACCUUGUCAGGCUUCUUGGUUGCUGUAUUCAGGGAGAGGAAAGGAUGCUGAUAUACGAAUACAUGCCUAACAGAAGCUUGGAUGCCUUCCUGUUUGAGAAAGAAAGAGCAGCAUUAUUAGAUUGGAAAAUGCGACAUCAGAUCAUUGUGGGGAUUGCUCGUGGACUUCUCUACCUUCACCAAGAUUCAAGAUUUCGGAUCAUUCAUAGAGAUCUCAAAGCUAGCAAUAUUCUUCUGGAUGAAGACAUGAACCCAAAGAUUUCAGACUUUGGCAUGGCCAGAAUCUUUGGUGGUGAUGAGACAGAUUUUAAUACCAGAAAAGUUGUCGGGACGUAUGGAUAUAUGUCUCCUGAGUAUGCAAUGGACGGGAUCUUUUCAGUGAAGUCCGAUGUAUUCAGCUUUGGCGUUCUAGUACUCGAAAUCAUAAGUGGUAAAAAGAACAGAGGAGUGUAUGCCAUACCCCCUCAUAUAAACCUUGUUGCACAUGCAUGGAGUUUAUGGAAAGAGGGUAAGAGCUUGCAACUAGUAGACGAGUCAAUGGGUUACUCAUUUCCAACGAACGAAGCCCUAAGAUGCAUAAAACUCGGGUUAUUAUGUGUCCAAGAACAUCCAGAAGAUAGGCCAUUGAUGUCAUCUGUGGUGCUAAUGCUUGGUAGUGAUCUUGCAUCAUUGCCGCAGCCUAAACAGCCGGGAUUUGCUGCAAGAAGAGGCCCUUUCGAAGUAGAUACAUCGUCAAGCAAUCAAGAUUCAUGUACUUUGAAUGAAAUAAGUGUUUCCAUGUUUCAACCUAGAUAGCUUAGAAGUAAGAUUCUAAGCUGUUACAAAUUUUUGUACCUACAAGUUUCAUUUUUUUUUCUUUUUUGAUUUUUUUCAGGAUACUUGUGGGAUAUUUGUUGAUAUUGUUGUUGUUCCUAAAAAGCACAGGAGAUAUCUAGUUUUGUGAA